Octopus bimaculoides (California two-spot octopus) is the source of this 9127-nucleotide messenger RNA. RefSeq names its product rho GTPase-activating protein 6. Lineage: Eukaryota; Metazoa; Mollusca; Cephalopoda; Octopoda; Octopodidae. Gene Ontology annotation, biological process: signal transduction. The record is from RefSeq and is a predicted model, not a curated record.
UGCCUCUGGCUGUUAUAGAUCUGCUCAACCAGGGUUGACCUGGGGCUAAGAAACAACACGCGAUCAACCCUCCUCUCUUUCUUUAUCAUUCAUACACACACACACCGAUUCCUUCUUUCUUUCUCAACCUCUCCAUCAUACACACAUUUUUCCUUUUUCCUUCUUCUUUCUCUCUCUUUAAAUCUUUUAUACACAUUCACGCAGCCUCCUUCUCCCUUUCUCUCCUUAUCUAUAUAUCAUUCAUACACACACACGCAGACUCUCCCUCUCUCUUUAACUCCGUCAUACACGCACAACCUCUCCCUCUCUCAUUCACACAGAUUCCUCCUCUCUUUAUAUCUUUCAUCAUACACGUUCAGUCUCCUCUCUCUCUCUUUAUCACACACAUCUUCUUUUUCUUUCUCCCGCUCUUUCUUUACCUACCAUUCACACUCAUACGGACUCUUCCUCUCCGUCUUUAUAUCUUUCAUACACAGACGUUUAGACUCUCCCUCACUCUCUACUUGUAUCUAUCACACACACACGGCCUCUCCUUCUCUGUCUGUCUGUCUCUCUCUCUCUAUCUCUAUCUCUCUCUCUGUCUCUCCUUCACCCUCAAGCCAGUCGUUCCCUCAGCACCGCCCGUCUCACCAUCUUUGUACAUCUCUGCCAGUCACCGAAGCCAGAGAUCUUAGCACUGGAUGCUGCUGAUGUUCUUAAUUCUCCCUUGCGAUGCUUCAGUUUCAGACUGGCACAAGAAGAGGAACGGAAUCUAGUCGCCGCUGGUUGGGUCCUUUACGAAAACAGUCCCCAAUUCUCGAUUCCUUUCACUAGUUUAAGGACAAUCAGAUGGAAGGGUGUGACUCUGUAGACCAGUUCUCACUAUGAUGAAACAGAAAGUCUGCAAUCGGCCUUUCCAGUGCUUUCUACAGAAUUUCCAUUACAACCGCGACAGCAACACAACCACCACCAGCACCACCACCGCCACCAACAACAACAACAACACAUCCUCCACUAUUACUACUACUACUACUACUACUACUACCACUGCUAUUACUACAACUAUUAACACCACUGCUGAUAUCACAACAACUGGCACUUCACUUAACGUUUCUCAUACUAUAACACCUCCAAGACUGUUGUUCUUUUGGGAUGAAUUUUACCAUUUCGUGUGUGAUGCUCUUAAGCCAACAUUUGCCAAACAAACAAGGAACUUGCCUCGAAGAAAAGCUUAUAGAAACACUUGCCUCGCCUUCGUUCUAGUUGAGUGUGGUGUGCUCUAGAAGCUAUGCAAAAAGCUUCGAAUAAAAUCUUACCAAGACGAUGGAAAAACAGAGGCAAAGUAAACUCAAGCUCUAUAUCAGCAAUAUGGAAGCCAGAGGGUUGCUGUACAUGGGGGAAUGUUAGUGGCCGUAAGGUUAUUCUGCAACCAGUGAGUAUCCUGACAUUGACCAAAGCAGUUGAACAAGAAGCUCUGAGAAAGGUAGCACUGACCAAAGCACAAAAAAUAAUGCCAGACUGUACCAUAGAGAUUCCAAAAGCAUGUGUGGAUGCCAAACGACAGAAGCGGCUGAAAAAACGGUCUCAGUCUGUGAACCUUGGUGGCCUUCUAUCACAGAAAGAGGAACCACGACCUGUUGGUUUGGUCUUUGAAAUUCCAUUGUCAAGGUGUAUAGCAAAUGAAAAUAACUUGAAGAAGCGGCGUAACAAAUCCCUGGGAGAGGCAACAGAGAAACGUGAAUUGAAACAACCUUGUACAUCUUCAGAAGGUUCCACAGAAGCCUUGAUUGGACACAAUGGUAACGCUGCACAUCCACUGGAGACAUCAAACAAUCGCUCUUUCCACGCAGGCAGCACCGACUCUUUGUCUGAGUCAGAAGGGAACCCUGAGCAAACAGACAAGGGUUCAAGUCUCAUUGAAGCAUUAUCUUUAUCAAUAUCCGGAAGAGAAAGUGUUAAUGAUGAAAACCUUCAACACCUUUCUGGAGAUGGUCCAAUGGUGCCACAGAUAGUUCUGGCUUGUUUCAGACAUAUAGAGACAUAUGGUUUCCAUGUUUUGGGAAUAUUCCGAGUUGGGUGUUCAAAGAAGAGAGUCAAACAGUUGCGAGAUGAAUUUGAUAGCGGCAAAGACGUCAUCCUUGAUGAAUCUCAGAACCCACAUGAUGUCGGUGCCCUAUUAAAGGAAUUUUUUCGAGACUUACCUGAGCCCCUACUUACUCGGGAUCUUUAUUCACCUUUUGUGGCCACACGACGAAUCAACAACCCUGAGAAGCAGAUUUUGGCCCUUAAGUUGCUGGUUUCUCUUCUGCCAGUCCCUAACAGGGAUACUUUAUGGGCCUUGAUGAAGUUCUUGAGGAAAGUUGCUCAACAUUCCACAGAUACCAUUGAUAAGAAUGGUCAAACAUUACCCGGGAACAGAAUGGACUCAACAAAUUUGGCCACCUUAUUUGGCCCCAAUAUUCUUCAUAAAGCUAAAGUGGGAGAAAGGAAAUACAUGGUGGAAAGUUGUGCCAGAGCCGAGGAGAGAAAAGACGUGAUAGAAGUCGUGAAGACAAUGAUUGAAGAUUCUUCCAUUUUUGAGAUCCCACCAAAUAUUUAUGAUGAAGUCCUGCGUUACAUCAUGGAAGAUAAUCCAGAAGUGUGUGAUAAGUUACUGAAACAUAUUGCCAGUGAUAGUGGAGUUGAUGUUGGUUUGGAAACUAGUUAUGGGAGUGUGUUUAGUGAGGGUGAAAGCCAACAGAAUCUCCACCCUCGCCAGACACAUCGAUUAUGUUCUUCACUUUCUGAUGCUGGAGACAGCAGAGGUGCGAACCUCCACCGACAACUCAGUUCCCAGUCUUCGUACACAUCCUGCCCAUCGGAUUCUGAACGUGACGAUACCGACCCACGUCAAGCGGGACCCGAUUACCACCGACGCCAAGCAAGAAUGAUUCUUCGUCAACGCUGCAAGACAUCAACUGACCUCCAACUCUCUCCAACCGGCCUUAAUGUUUCGGUUCCUGUCAGAAACACACAGCAAUUGCAGGCAUCAGGCAGCCAAACAUCAAAUACCACAUUGACAGUUCCACAGCAAUCACAGUAUAUUAGGCAGAACAGCUGUCCAGGGUUGUGUUCCUCUUCUACAUCACCGCCAUCAUCAUCAUCAUCAUCAUCAUACUUCACUCCAUCUACAUUGGUCCACAUCGUAGAUCAGCGCUCUCCCAAACUGGGGCUUUCCAAAUCUGAACGAGAACUCUCUCAGACAGGUUAUUCAAGACUGCUAGCUCACUCCAGAGAAAGCUCUCCUGCAUCCACUCCUCCCAGAAUCACCACCACAACAUCAUCGUUGUCAUCACCAUCAUCAUCAUCAACACCUCCGACAUCAUUCACCUCUUUGCAACAAGCACAGCCUCUCAAAGCACCAAACUCUCAGUUGCAGAGAAUUGCAGAAUGGCAAAGAGAAAGAUGGCGCCAAUGGGGUCAUUUAACUUCAGAUAAAUCUGAAGAAAAAAAGGAGCAUGAGACUUUGGUAUAAUGGAUUCCUGGAAAAUGUAACGCAUAUAUAUAUAUAUAUAUAUAUAUAUAUAUAUAUAUAUCAUAUGUAUAAAUAUAUACACACACACAUAUACAUAUAUAUAAAUAUUAUAUAUAUAUAUACAUACAUAUAUAUAUAUAUAUAUAUAUAUAUAUAUAUAUUGCAGAUUAUUAUCAAGAAAAAAUUGCAAGGGCUGUUAAAAGUGGGUGUAUAUGUGAGAAAAAGAGAAAGUGUACUUGUAUGAUGUUUGUGUGUGUAUGUGUGUUUCUGUGAAUGUAUAUGUAACGUAUAUAUAUAUCUAAGUAUAUUUUUGUGCACACUGAAAAAGAUGUAUAAAUAUGUAUGUGUACAUCGUAUACAUGUACAUAACCGUCAACUGGGUGCACAUUUGUUUAAAUACACACACACACACAUACACACAAAGCAGAAAAAUGUACAUGUAUGUGUGUGUAUUGAUGUUUAUACAUAUAUAUAUGUAAGUAUAUAUGUGUGUGUGUGUGUGUUUGUAUGUGCAUAUACAUGUGUGAGUUUGCAUGUGUUUGUAUUUGUGUAUGUGUGUAUGUAUAUAUAUGCACACAUAUGCCUGUGUAUAUACAUAAACACACACACAUAUAUGAAUAUAUACUUAUAUAUAUAUAUCAUCAUCAUUAUCAUCAUCGUUUAACGUCCGCUUUCCAUGCUAGCAUGGGUUGGAGGAUUUGACUGAGGACUGGUGAAACUGGAUGGCAACACCAGGCUCCAAUCUAAUUUGGCAGAGUUUCUACAGCUGGAUGCCCUUCCUAACGCCAAAUAUAUAUAUAUAUAAUCUUGAUGUGUAACUGACAUAUUUCUCCCUCAUUGUGAAACUAGACCAGCCUGGUUACCACAUUUGGUUUAAAGCCCUUGUUCUGUUCUCACAGCAAAGGCUCGAGUGAACAGGGUGUCCAUAAACUACACAUACAAUUUAAAGUGGAAAAGUGUGGAACUUGCAAAGAUAAUAUCCGGACAUCCUACAUAUUUAUUAAACAUAUGGGUGUAACUGUGUUUAAUAUAUACAUGCAUACAUAUAUGUAGUGUAUACAUACAUACAUAUAUAUAUAUAUAUAUAUAUAUAUAUAUAUAAUUAUAUACAUACAUAUUUAUAUAUAUAUAUAUAUUUGUAUAUAACUGUAUAUGUAUGUGUAUGUUUAUGAUUAUGUGUGUGCAUGCAUGUGUGUAUAUAUAUAUAUAUGCGUGUGUGUAUGCAUGUGUGUAUAUAUAUAUAUAUGCGUGUGUGUAUGUGUGCAAAUAAUCUAUGCCCUCGAUUUGUGAUUAUAUGUAUGUGUGUGACUCAGUAUGUAGGAGUUUGUCCGUGUAUCUGUACAUGUGUGUAUGUGUUUAUACGUACGUAUGUGUGUGUGUGUGUAUAUAGUUUAUGCACUCAAUGUAUAAAAUAUUGCAGCAAAACUGUAUAUAAUGCACAAGGAAAUAAUCAGCAGCAAAAAUAAAUGAUGGAAUGAGAGGAGAAGAAGCAGUUAAGAGUAAAAUUACGAAGUGGCCAAUAUUUUAUUGUUAUAUAAGUCUUUUUUGUUAUAUAUUUUAUUUGUUGUUUUUUAAUCAAGGUAGAUAACUCUACAAGCCUUGAGAUACGAUUCUGAAAAAACAAAAUCAUUACAAAAAAAAAAUUAAUAAAAGCGUAAAAAUAUAUAAACAGUUGAAAGAAAACAAAUAAAAAAAGAAGGCAUGAGCCUGAAUUAUGAAAUUGGUUGAAAUAGAUUUAUACAUACACGCAUACAUACAUACAUACAGACAUACAUGCACAUGCAUACAUACACGCAUACACACAUACACACUUGCAUGCAUGUGUGCAUACAUAUAUGUACACAUGAUUAUGUGUGUGUGUGUGUGUGUUUACAUGCACACACACACACAUAUGGCCUUCAAGCAGCAGCCCUCUCCAGCCUCAUAACCAUCUGAAUUGAAUCUAAGACCCUGUUCAAAGAUGUGGGGUGACAUGACAUCACCUUCACUGGAGACACACCCAAGACCAUCACAGUUUGUGAGACCUUGGCUUUCAUGACAUAGGACAUGGAUUAUAGGCAUGUCGUCUGUUAUUGUGGAUGUUACACAACUGGUCCCAGCAGAAGUUCUUUUCUUCUGAGAAGGACCAGAUCCUCCCCCAGCUCACACGAUGCCUCACUUUGUUCAUGAGCUCCUUUUCCUUUGCCAAGUGGUUCUCCUUGGUCUUGGUCAUAAGAAUUUGUCCCUUACACUUCUUGUAUGAUUGGUAGAAGAGGUCCUCAUUGAGGGCCAGCUUUAUUGUGACAACUUAAAAACUCAUCUCUCUCACCGAAGCCUAGAUUUCCUUGCUUGGAUCUUCCAUCACCUUGUUCUUCAGUUGUUGGCUAAAUUCCAGUGUGCAGACACAAUCAGAAUGCCCUGUUGUGUCCGUUCCUGCUGGCCAUGGCUUCACAGUCUCCAUUGCAGCUGUCCGUGUCACAUCUUACACCCUUUCCACUGUCCACAAAGCUUUGAGUAACAAUCAUUCUGCCAUUGGCUUUUUGAUACCUGGCACAAAGCGUCCUGAUACAAGUCAACCUUUCCUCAAUAUUCAGAUGGCUUCCAAUUCUCCAUGUCAGAUAAUUUCUUUCUCAUCUACAACUUCGCCCUUUAUGCUUUCCAAUGCCAUAGAAUAUUCAUCAAUACAUCAAGCUGAUCCUGAAAAAAGGAGACAUAAAAAAUCGUCUAAUUUAACCCAAACACCUUCUGUGCAUGUAUGUUUCUAUGUAUGUAUAACACGCACACACAUACACACACAAACACACACAUACACACACAUUUCUUAUUUCCCCCUCUCAUCAGGUAUUUGGUGACAUUAUUAGCAUUAGCAAUGGAAUGAAUAUGAUGUAGAACUUUCUUGAACAAUGAAGAAGAAGAAAGAAAUGAACAUAUUGAUGGAGUGGAAUGGUGAGGUGGUGGGGGUGGCUUGUUUUAUGACACACCUGUUUAGAAUACUGCUCACCUGUAUGCAUGAUGAUGAUGGACUACAUGAGUCAGCAAGUGACCUACAUGAUGUUGCUUGGUUUGUUAGAAAUAGCAGCAGAGUCUUCCUCAUAACACACCUUGCUCUCUUAAAAAGGAGCAAUGCAUUAGAUAGUGUAGCUUUAGAUAGUCUUAAAGAGGUGAGGUGGUCAUCUCUAGAUUGUCAUUUCUCAGAUGCCUACUCAACCAAGAUUAACAUGGAGAUUUGGCAACAACAGAGAUUAUAUUUCAUUUUGCAGAAUUCUGCCAAAGUUGGAACUUUGGGAGCAACAAACGAAACCCCUUAUAUUAUCUAAUCACUUCCCUUUAUGUUCUGAGUUUGGUAUUACUCUAGGUUUCACUUUACAUUCCACCCUUUCUGGGGUCAAUAAAAUAUGUACCAGUGAAGUACUGGGGUCGAUCAGAUUGACUAAACCCCUUCCUUUAAAAUUACUGCCCUUGCCUGAAAAUUUGAAACUCUUCUUUUUCUUGUUGUUGCUGUUGUUGUUGUAAUUAUUAUUAUUAUUAUUAUUAUUAUUAUAUAAGGUGGCGAACUCGCAGAUUCUUUAGCUCACUGGAAGGAAUGGUUAGUGGUAUUUUUCCCGUCGCUACAUUCUGAGUUCAAAUCCCACCGAGGUUGACUUUACCUUUCAUCUCUUUCUGAUGAAAUAAGUGCCAGUUAUGCACUGAGAUUGAUGUAAUCAAUUAGUCCCCUCCACCAACAUUUUAGGCCUUGUGCCAAUAAUGGAAACGAUCAUUAUUAUUGAUAUAAUUAUCAGAUUUUAAAAUAUUUUUCAAUAAGAUGGACAAGUAACAGUAUCGAGUUUUAUUACCAAUUUAAACAUCAGCAAAUUUUUAAAACAAGUUUAUUUUAUGUUUUCAGAUAUAUACAAGUGAGGUUGUCAAUAAAGUCACAUUUUAAAUUCAUCAAAUUAAAAAUAAAUAUUGCUAUUGGUCAUUAAUCAUCGCAAAGAAUUUUAUCAAACGAUAAUUUAUAAUAAACAUACAUAAAACAACAUAUUUGAUGAUCAGGAAAUACGACGAUAUUUGGAAAUUAAUAAUGUUUAUUACUCAUAGAACCCAAUAUGUUUGACCAGUUGCAUAUUGGUUGCGUGUAAGCUGAUUUAUUCAAGUUUUAGAUAGAGUUUUAAGAAUGAUUCAACAUCAUAGACGAAUACUAGUUGUAUAAAAAUAUUUCUUUUUGCUGGAGUAAAUAUAUUUCUCUGUAUAUCCAACCAUAUCACUUGUGCCAUGUGAAUAUGUUUUUAACAGAAAAUAACUAAAAUGGCGAGUGCUCUUUGUAAAGGUAGAGAAUAAGGUCAGCAGAGUUAUCUACCUUGUCUCAAAGUCAUUUCUCGCAGUAACAUUAAGAAUUCUAACAUUUGUUGGCAAUCGCCGCUACGAAGUGGAAUUGGUAUGUGUAGGGCUAUUAUCAGCCAGGCAAACUGGGCUAAGGAAAGAGUUCUCUGAUUGAACCAGGAACUCUCAACUAUGUCUACCACACCGUUUGAUCCCAUCGUCUAGCACCAUAGCUAAACAGCUUUUGUUCCAUACCUUUCAGCUAUUUGGAGUUUCAGGAAUCGGUGAUCAGGUGGUAAAAUAAUUGUAACGUAUGUGGCAGGAAGAGAGAGAACGUGUGUUCAAUCCCUGUAAAUACCUGUCCUAUUAUUUUAUUCUUUUAUUUUAUUUUCCAUCUUGUUUUUGUCUUUACAAAUUUUCAUUUCAAAUAUUUUCGUCUUCACUGUCAUCUUUGGCAUUAUCAUUUUAACAGGUUUACUUAAAAUUUAACACACACACACACACAGAGGGAAAAUAGAUGAGAUCUCAGGAUGUUAAAUGUUACAGCGAAAACGAUGCCUGAUUGCUCCAGAUGGAGAUUUUUCAUACAAUGUACACUUUCAGGUCAAUAGAAGUUUGGAAAAAUAGAUAUUAAAAUGUUGAAAGUUAUGGUAAAGAUGAAGACGAUUGUGAUAUGUAUAUACCGGUACAUAAUAUAUACAUAUAUGCAUACAUACUUAUAUAUAUAUAUAUACACACACACAUACAAACAUACAUACACACACAUAUAUAUAAAUAUGUAUGUGUGUGUAUAUCCACUACCACCAUCUCCACCACCAAUACCCUCAUAUUAAUUCCAUCUGUAUGAAUUCAUUCAUAAAAUCACAUCAAAUCACAACUAAGAAACAAUUGCAGCCUCCCCCUUAAAAACAAAAAAAAAUUACUAAAGACAAAAUACAUACAUAAAAAUAAAACUUUAAAACUAUAUAAUUUAUGAUAAAAAAAAAUACAAUUAAGUCUUCUCACUAAAAAUUGAUUUUAAAAAACUGCUUUAUUUUGUAUUGUUUUUCACCAAAGCUCAAAGCAAAUGUUUAUAAAAAUCUGGAAUCUACCCAGCCCUGGGUGGAGAAACAGGUUUGGGACAAAGUUGAAGGUUUUCUUUGUCUCUGUUAUGUUUUGCUCACCUUAAAAAAAUAAAAUAAAAUAAAAACUACAGAGGUGAAGUGGGGGGAGAACAACCUCACUCCCCCCCCACCUAAAAAAUACAACAAAACUGUUAUAUUUUGUGAAUCAAGUGAAUAAUAAUAAUGUUCAUUCUUUACCGUGUUCUUUGGAAAUAAUUUUCAGAGAGAAAUAAAUGAUAGAUUUAUUGGAGAA